GCUGUGAUAGUAUAGAACUUAAUGGCAAAAAUUCGAACAUGAAUUGUCAAAAUGAGCAGAUAUAUUCGAAGGGCUAUAAGUGAAAAGAUUUCACAAAUAACUCAACUUGGCAACAAUGUGUACCAAGAAUUACAAGUGCCUCUUAAAAGCCCAGGAACAUUUCACUGGACACCAUCAAUCAACAAUGCAAGUGAUGAAUUGCUGCAGAUCAUUCCUCGAUUGAAGUUUGAUAAAUCUCUGAUUGAAAGAGUGAAAUUUUUACCUUCUGCUGGUAAAAUUUGCGCACGUGUUGAAUUUAAAAUACCAGCGCAAACAUUUGCAGAGUCAUUGCUUCAACAAAAUGAGGAGUUUCCACCACAACUAAAAUCUCAUAUGGUAUUCGAUUUCAGUUCACCCAAUAUUGCAAAGCCAUUCCAUGUAGGCCAUUUGCGAUCAACAAUCAUCGGUAAUGUACUGGCUAAUUUACAUGAGCAUUUGGGCUAUCGUGUUACUCGAAUCAAUUAUCUUGGAGAUUGGGGAACACAAUUUGGCAUGCUGCAUGUAGGCGUUCAAAUUCUGGGUAUUACUGAUGAGCAGAUGCGAAACCAGCCAAUUGAAUCACUCUACUCUGCGUAUGUGGCUGCUAAUAAUGCAGCGAAAACAGAUGCCAUGAUAACAGAAAAGGCGCGGGAGUCUUUUACCAGGCUAGAAACCGGAGCAGAUAAAGAGAUGGCACGACAAUGGCAGCAUUACCGUAAAUAUACAGUUGAUGAAUUAGAAAAGAUAUUUGCGCGCUUGGGUGUUCGCUUCGAUCAAUAUGAUUGGGAAUCUCAGUACUCCCAACGCCACAUAGGGAACGUUUUGGAUCACUUGCAGAAAUGUAAACUAUUGUUAGACGAGAGUGAUGGAAGGAAGGUGGUUGACGUGGAUGGAAAACGUGUACCAGUUAUAAAAAGUGACGGGUCCAGUUUAUAUUUAACACGCGAUAUCGCGGCAAUAUUGGAUCGGUAUCAUCGUUAUAACUUCGAUCGGAUGUACUAUGUAGUGGAAAAUGGGCAGGCGGAUCACUUUAAUUCUCUAUUCAAAACUACAGCAGCUUUAACCACGGAUAUACCCUUAGAACGAAUGGUGCAUGUAAAAUUUGGGCGUAUUCAUGGCAUGAGUACGCGUAGCGGUAAAGUGGUAUUCUUACGAGAUGUGCUAGAUGAGGCUCAAAACAUAAUGCUGGAAAAACAAUUGAAAAGUGCAACAACAAGAGUCGAUUUAUCCAGCUCAUCCAGCGAUUACAAGACUGUUGCCGAUGUUCUAGGUGUGUCGGCAGUUAUCAUAAAUGAUCUAAAAUUGCGUCGACAACGAGACUACGACUUUGAUUGGCAGAAGGUAUUACAAGUGAAUGGAGACACGGGUAUCAAACUACAAUAUACACACUGCCGUUUGCACAGUUUGCUGCAAAAUUUAAAAAACAUUGAUAUUACUAGCUGUAAGGUGGAUGUGACAGAAUUAUCAGAACCUGAAGCGCAAGAUUUACUCAAUGAAAUAGCUCGCUUCGAGCAAGCUCUAUGGUGGUCCAAACAACAAUUAGAGGCGUGCAUACUUGUGAACCAUUUGUUCGCACUGUGCAAUUCAACUAGUCGCGCUUUGAAACGGUUGAAUAUAAAAAAUGAGAUCUGCGCUAGAAAACAACAAAAUCGUUUGCUUCUAUUCAAUGCUGCUAAACGCAAUCUAAACACAGGCAUGCGUAUUCUAGGUCUUCGUCCGCUAGAACAUAUGUGAAUGUUAUUUUAGUUUUAAGCAUUUAUUGUAAUGUAGCACUUAUGCAUUUUAUUAAAAAUUCUAUACUAUUGGAUUGAUUGAUUAUAAAGUA
Messenger RNA from Ceratitis capitata (Mediterranean fruit fly), 1843 nucleotides. RefSeq names its product probable arginine--tRNA ligase, mitochondrial (gene ArgRS-m). Gene Ontology annotation, cellular component: mitochondrion. Bases 52 to 1752 code for a protein of 566 amino acids. The record is from RefSeq and is a predicted model, not a curated record. Lineage: Eukaryota; Metazoa; Arthropoda; Insecta; Diptera; Tephritidae. The transcript has 4 exons. Gene Ontology annotation, molecular function: ATP binding; arginine-tRNA ligase activity. Gene Ontology annotation, biological process: mitochondrial translation; arginyl-tRNA aminoacylation.